UUGUAUUUUUUUAAAAGAUGGCUUCCUGUAACGGAUAUCGAUGAACAACGACGUCACCGAAUACAGUUUUCUCCAGUAAAAAGUUUUUACAAAACAGUGCCAUUAGAUGAAACAGGAGCAACAGAUACAGAAACACCACGUGUAUCAAUGUCAAGUUGGUCUAAUGGUGUUGGUGCAAUAGGGAAUCUAGGAUAUCCGGUAGAUUCACAUAUACUUACUGAUUCUUUAAUUGUGAAUACUGAGGAAGAAGAAGAGGAAACAAAAAUGAAUACAAAUGAUGAUAUUAAGGAAAUACUAUCAAUGUUGACUGAUGAUGAAAACGGUAAUCCGAAAUGGGAAGCGUACGAUCAACGUGGAACUCAGUGGAGAGAAUUUAAGUAUGGUAAAAAUCGUUAUCAAUUACCUUUCAAGCGUAAUUGGAUUAUUGGGAGUGUUGAUGAUGACAAGCAUUCUUGUGAUGCAUCAAGUGAAGAAAGCGAUGAUUUACCAACAGAUCUGAAUGUAAUCACGGAAACUACGUCAUCUACGCUUCCUGAUCUUAGGCCAAUUUCUUUGAAAAGACGACGUAGAGGACGAUGGAGUGUAUCUGACCGCUUUCCAUCAAUUUCUUCUGUAGCUAAAAUAUCUAGCGGAAUAUUACAUGAUAUCGAUAAUACUAAAUGUUCUCAAACAUGGUCUGAGAUUCCUCAUACUGAUAAUGCGAGCGCAUCAUUAGCAUUAAUUCGUCCACCUCUUUUACAUAAUUUUGCUAGUACUUUCCGUGGUCGUGGUAAGCAUCAAAUUAGGCGCAAGUUGCGUGCUCGGCGUUUUCCACGUUCAAUGUCUGAUGGUGAACAUCUUGGAAUUUGUUUAAGUUGUAAGUAUUCCUCUUGUGAUAGAUUUUUACCUAAAACUUCUAUGCGUUCAGCGCCUCCCGAGAUGUCGGCAUCUCACUGGAGUACCACUACUUCUACAUGCCUGGACAGCGAUGCUACAGGAUUUGAUCAAAGUGAUGCUCCGCCAUAUGAAUGGGAUGAUUACAAGCCACCCGCCAAAGCAGAAGAUGAUGAUCCAUGGGAUAACGAUAAAAGUGAUCGAAAAGACUUAUCAGUACUAACUAUUGAAGAUGAUUAUCAAAUGGAACUUUCUGAUAAUCCAUUGGCAUCAUUCCCUGCUCAUUUAUAUCAGUCAGCUAAUAGUUAUCAAUCCCACUUCAAAAAUAAAAAUCAUGGAACGAUGCGUGAGCGAACACUUCGACCGAUGGCUGCAGUAACAGGGCAUUGCUUGUCCACUAAAACCGCGGGCAAAAAAGGAAGUAGUGCGUGGAAAUGUGGAAAAGUUACUGAUAAAAAACCUAUCACUUCAUUACCAUUAUCCUCAUCAUCAUUAUUAUUGUUAUCAUCACCGUCAUCAUCAUUAUCGUCAUCUAAAACGUUAAAUGCAUCAUUUAUUCGACAUUUUUCUGAUUCUGACUUAAAUUACGUAACUAGAAUAACGUCUGAAAGUAGCAAAAAUAUUGAAAAGAAACAAAGUACUUCACAUUUUACUACUCAAUCAGUGCCAUUAUCAUUGAAUUUGUCUGAUUAUCAUCAUCAUUAUCAACAACAACAACAACAGUUAUCAUCACCAUUACCAACAAUUUUAUCAAAAAUUGAAAAAUUUGCAUCUUCUUUAAAAUUAAUUCAACGUGACGAUAGUGGUUGUGGUUGUUCGCUAUCGACUAUUUCAUCGAUCAGAUCGUUAGACGAUGUCGAUAUUCAUGAACGAUUACUGGAAGAACAAGAAGAAUUGCAUAGUUUGUUGAGUUCAGAUUCAUUCUCAGGAGACUUCUCAGAAUUACUGAAGGAAUUUGAACCAUUGUGUAAAGGAUAUCAGGAAGCUGUAGAUCGUGUAGAACAGUUAAUGGCACAAAUUGAAACAAUUCGAGAAAAAUGGAAUGAUUGGGCAGAAACACAACAGAUUAUGCAAACAAUGAUGCGAACAAUCGAGAAUGACUUAUCAGAACUUCGGAAGGGAGCUGAUAACUCUCAGAAACACAACUGUUUUCAGCAGAUAUCAUCAGAAUUGCAAUUAUGUCAAGAACGAAUGAAUCGUUUGGAGACAACUUGUAAUUAUCUGAGCUGUAGCUUAGCUUCACUUCAUCGCCGACCCUCGCAAUCGUCGCCUAUUGACUUCACUUCAGAAUUAGCUUUGUAUUCUAAUGCAUUCAUACAGUUGAAAACAAGAUUUGAGAAAGAAAUAGGACGUGUGAAAGGUUCUGAUAAAGCAACAUUGGUACGAAGCAGAAAAAGAUUACGUAUAAAAGAUGAUGAAAAACAAAUGCUAUCAAAGCAUAACACGUACGUGAAUACUGUUACUACAGUUAUUAACCGUACACACUGCUCUUUGAAGAUAUUUUUUAUUAUUUCAAUAAUAGCGGCGUUCACAGCGUUGUUUGCUACGUCAACUUACGUACCGUGGCGGACAACAAUUGGGCCACAUUUAGAUUACGUUAACGGCCCACCACCUUUAUGAAU
Messenger RNA from Thelazia callipaeda (thelaziosis nematode), 2495 nucleotides. Lineage: Eukaryota; Metazoa; Nematoda; Chromadorea; Rhabditida; Thelaziidae. The record is from the annotation of a GenBank genome assembly.